AAUCUCAAGACUCAAAACAGUUGAGCUUUGAAGUCGGAAGCUAUGAUUCGCUCAAUACCAACCGUCGCUUCUUAUCUCCCUCACCACCAAACACAAACUUCCGCCACGAUUUCACACGCUUAUGGAAGCUCUGCUCUUUCUUCCGGCAGUCGACCUACCAGGCGACCAGUGCUCCGCUGGAGUACCCCGACCAUCACCGUUGAGCUAGAUUCCGCGGCCACCACCGUCAGGAAGUUCUACGACGGCAUUAACCGCCGCGAUUUAUCGUCGGUGGAGGAUCUCAUCGCUCUCAAUUGCGUCUACGAAGAUCUCAUCUUCUCUCACCCUUUUUCCGGCCGUAAGGCAAUCCUUGAUUUCUUCAAACAGUUUAGUGAUUCCAUCAGUGGGGAUUUACAGUUUGCAAUUGACGAUAUAUCUGAGGAAGACACCUCUGCUGUAGGAGUAACUUGGCAUCUUGAAUGGAAGGGAAAACCUUUUCCCUUUAGCAGAGGAUGCAGCUUCUAUCGAUUGGAUGUGAUUAAUGGGCAGAGACAAAUAGUAUUCGGAAGGGAUGCUGUGGAACCUGCCAUCAAGCCUGGAGAGACGGCCUUGGUUGUGAUCAGAGGAGUUACUUGGCUGCUGCAGAGCUUCCCUUUCUUGGCUGACCGUUUAUAGUUACAAAACUGAUGUCAUAUCUAAUUUUUCUUGUAGUGCGAGGACUUUUGGCUGUGUAUGAUAUUGAAUUUUAUGGAUGAAAAGUGUUUAUAGGUUUGGGAUGGAAUACAAGGUUCAUAUUAUAUAGUA
Messenger RNA from Salvia hispanica, 783 nucleotides. Its product is annotated as Nuclear transport factor 2 (NTF2) family protein. The record is from RefSeq and is a predicted model, not a curated record. NCBI's taxonomy places the organism in Eukaryota, Viridiplantae, Streptophyta, Magnoliopsida, Lamiales, Lamiaceae.